AUGCUCCAAUGCCACGUCAAAAACUGCAACACCAACAACUUCCCCUUGCGAUUCGAAGACGUGCAACUCGAUCUGAUUGAAGCCGAUUACAACCCAGAGUUUCUUGUCAACAUGUUGCCCAAGAUCGAGUGGGAGGCUCUUGUCAACACUGCUCUUCAACUUGGUAUCUCCAGUCUCCCUGCACAACUUCCAGAGAAUGCUGCUGAUAAUGAGGAAUUUUUGAAAGCCCUUCAUGGUGUGAUCCUGGAGACUCACGUGCAACAAGGCAAGAUGAUUUGUCCCAACUGCAACCAUGAAUACAAGAUCAAAGAUGGCAUUCCCAAUAUGCUUUUGGCUGAGCAUGAGAUUUAA
Messenger RNA from Lichtheimia ornata, 351 nucleotides. RefSeq lists its product as uncharacterized. Gene Ontology annotation, molecular function: protein heterodimerization activity. Gene Ontology annotation, biological process: peptidyl-glutamine methylation; tRNA methylation; rRNA (guanine-N7)-methylation. Bases 1 to 351 code for a protein of 116 amino acids. The record is from RefSeq and is a predicted model, not a curated record. NCBI's taxonomy places the organism in Eukaryota, Fungi, Mucoromycota, Mucoromycetes, Mucorales, Lichtheimiaceae. The transcript has 3 exons.